This is a messenger RNA of Onthophagus taurus, 1374 nucleotides long. RefSeq names its product cell division cycle-associated 7-like protein. Gene Ontology annotation, biological process: regulation of DNA-templated transcription. Lineage: Eukaryota; Metazoa; Arthropoda; Insecta; Coleoptera; Scarabaeidae. The record is from RefSeq and is a predicted model, not a curated record. Gene Ontology annotation, cellular component: nucleus.
CUUAGCUGAAUAAUUCGAAAAUAUCCGUAACAGAUGGCGCCACAUGCGUUCCAUUUUUAUCUCCAUUUCUACGAAGCUAUUUUCUAUGGUGCAUAGUUAGAAAGCGCGGAGGUCGGUGAAGUAACUUAAUAAUCUAUUUUAAUUAAUUUUUAAAAAAGCGAGACUUUUUUAUAUUAAAGUACAUCUAAGUAGAUUAUUUCAACCGUAAAAAGAAACCUACUUUAUCAACCUCACUUUAGUGUCAGCUGUCAUUUUUGUAAUUUUAACGUUUUAUUUAAUUCUUUUUGUUAAUAUUUUCUUUAAUUUUAAUAAAACCACCAAUAAAAUGGAUUUGGAAUCAGAAGUUAGUGAUUAUGAAUCACUUCGUGAACAAAAUAUGAAGGAAUUACAAGCUUUGAUGUCUCAAUUUGAAACUCCUGAUUUCGACGAUACCAUGGAUGCUAUUAAUACAUACGAAGAAAUUAAAAAGGGGGCGAAACGUAAACGGGAUGGUGGAGAUUCGACUUUUCGAUGUAGCGUUAUGGUUCCGUUGGAGACGAGGCGUUCUUCUAGAUUAGCAAAAAUCACUCCUAAGUAUUCUUAUUUAGAUUUGCCGGAUGAAAAGUUAAUAAAAGAUUCAAAUUAUGAUGAUGUGGACAUCGAAGAUCUAGAAAAACCACUUUACCAUCCAAGAAAACGCUCAAAUUACAAAACAUCGAAUUCAACUCCUUUUAAAAUCGUACCUGUGGAAUUAAUCACAGAAAAUUAUUUAAAAAACAUAGCAUCUCGUACAACAAAAAAGAUUUACUCCCAAAACGGCACUUCCUGCCAUCAAUGUCGCCAAAAAACCAUGGACAGUAAAACUUAUUGUCGUAAUUCUGAGUGUGUUGGAGUUCGAGGCCAAUUUUGUGGGGUUUGUUUAAAAAAUCGUUACGGUGAAGAUGCCAAAAACGCUUUAUUAGAUCCAAAUUGGAAAUGUCCACCCUGUAGGGGUCUGUGUAAUUGUUCGAUUUGUCGAGCUCGUGAAGGAAAACGCCCUACGGGGAUUUUAGCACCUUUAGCUUUUAAGCAUGGACAUAAAAGUGUUAAAGAUUUUUUGUUUAGUUUGAAUGGGAGAGGGGAUUUUGUUGAAAAUUGUGAUGAAAUGGAAAAUUGUAAAGAUGAAAUUUAUGAAAAUAAUUGUUUAUCAGGAUGUGAUCAUUUUGAUUUAAUUGGUUUUGAUAAAGAUGGGUUUGCGGUGGUUUUGGUUAAUGACAAAGAUCGGAUUUGUGAUCGAAAAGGUGAUUUAUUAGGGUUUAAUAGUGAAAUAAAACCUGUUUUAGUACUAAAUAGUAAGUAAAAUGUGUUGAAUUGUUUUAAAAGUGCCUGAAAAGUAUUAAAAAGUUAUUAAUUAUU